Messenger RNA from Electrophorus electricus (electric eel), 5900 nucleotides. RefSeq names its product solute carrier family 38 member 10 (gene slc38a10). The record is from RefSeq and is a predicted model, not a curated record. Lineage: Eukaryota; Metazoa; Chordata; Actinopteri; Gymnotiformes; Gymnotidae. Gene Ontology annotation, cellular component: membrane. Gene Ontology annotation, biological process: amino acid transmembrane transport. Gene Ontology annotation, molecular function: L-amino acid transmembrane transporter activity.
CCUGGUUACGCAUUAAGGAAAUAUUCUAUUUUGACACCGAAACGUGUUUCUUUCUAAUAUGAUUCUACUGUAAGUAGCAGCAGUGUUAAUUAUUGAGGGGUUCUUAAAAAUAAGCUCUCCUGAUGGUGACAUAGAAUUCAUUAUCGGAGGUGAAGGUGAGGACGUGGUACGUACCCAGACUUUAUUAGUGCGCAUACUAUACAAGCCAGCUAGCGCUGACGUUUGUUGGCUCGUCUGGUUGUAAAUUUAAAAUUCAGACAUACUCGAUAGAAAUUUGAAUGGCUACAGAUAUGACACAUUCUACACAAUGUCAGUUUGUUACAUCCUGCCUUUAAAUUGUAGUUGCCUGUGUGCUAACGUUCCUCGCCUCCUGUGUUCACCGAGCGCCACGUCACAAACUUAUGAAGGGGACCAAACAGCAAUAGAGGGACUGUACUGGCUGGACUAUAUACCUCAUCUAAAUUAAACACGUACCGUUUUCCCUUAUACCUGCGGAUUUCCCUUAAACCUUCGGAUAACAGUUGUUUCUCGGAGAGCGAAAAUGACGUCGUCCAACUGGGGUCUAAUAAUGAAUGUUGUCAACAGCAUUGUCGGGGUCAGUGUGCUGACUAUGCCUUUCUGCUUUAAACAGUGUGGUAUUGUAUUAGGCAGUCUGUUGCUUUUCUUCUGCUCAUGGAUGACCCAUCAGUCCUGUAUGUUCCUGGUCCACACGGCCAGUAACACCAAACGCCGGACUUACGCUGGUCUGGCUUUUCAUGCUUUUGGUAAACCAGGGAAGGCACUUGUGGAACUGAGUAUGAUAGGUCUAAUGCUAGGAACAUGUAUUGCAUUCUAUGUGGUCAUUGCAGACCUGGGAUCCAACUUCUUUGCCCAGCUACUAGGUCUACAGGUGACAGGUAGUUUCCGUGUUGUGUUGCUGAUUGCUGUGUCACUAUUCAUCGUGCUCCCUCUGAGCCUGCAGAGGAACAUGUUGGCAUCUCUCCAGUCCUUCUCUGCAAUGGCGCUGAUCUUCUACACGCUCUUUAUGUUCACGAUAGUCUUGUCUUCCCUGCGUUACGGCAUUAUCAGUGGGUCAUGGGUGGAGAGAGUGCACCUGUGGCGCAUCAGGGGUGUCGUGCAGUGUCUGCCCAUUAUCGCCACUACGUUCUGCUGCCACCCGCAGGUGCUGCCUACGUAUGAUAGCCUGGAUGAGCCCUCAGUCAAGAGAAUGAGCACCAUCUUCACCUCUUCACUCAAUGUUGUCACUACCUUUUACAUCACUGUGGGCUUCUUUGGCUAUGUGAGCUUCACUGACACCAUUGAUGGGAACGUGCUAAUGAAUUUCCCCUCAAACCUGGUGACGGAGAUGAUCCGAGUGGGCUUCAUGAUGUCUGUGGCAGUGGGCUUCCCCAUGAUGAUUCUGCCCUGCAGACAGGCCAUCAACACCAUGUUGUUUGAGCAGCAGCAGAAGGAUGGCACCUUUGCAGCAGGUGGGUACAUGCCGCCUCUUCGCUUCAAGAGCAUCACCCUGUGUAUCGUCUUCGGGACCAUGCUGGGCGGUAUCCUCAUCCCCAACGUGGAGACUAUCUUGGGUCUAACUGGAGCCACUAUGGGCAGCCUGAUCUGUUUUAUCUGCCCAGCUCUCAUCUACAGGAAGAUCAUGAAGAACGGCCUUGCUGCACAGCUAGUUCUGUGGGUCGGCCUCGGGAUCCUACUGCUGAGCACCUUCACCACUCUGUCCAUACCCAGUGAGCGCGCCCAGCCAGGGCCUCAGCCCGCUGCCUCUGGCAACGACAAAGUGGGUGGCUUUGCCGCGGUUGACCUGCCCAAACACCCUGCUCAAGAAAGCCCAGUAGCCCCAGUGCCUGCAGAAGGACUGGAGAAGCCAAAACCUGCUGUGGAGCAGGUCCUUCCUCCAGGCCAGGUGGUGGUGCCUGGGGAAAAGGCCCCAGCUGAUCCUCCACAGAUAAUAGGACCUGUGGAAGUGCCUGAGAGGAAGAAGAAGGAGGAAGCACAACUGAACCGCCCCGAAGCAGGAGUCGCAGUGCCUGAUGGAGAGGCCCAUCGCCAUGAGCCUCCUAUCCCUCAUGAUGAAGUUCAUAUAGAGGAGCGCAAGAACCAGCAGGAGCUUGAUGAAGAAAAGAACCAGCCUGCCAAAAAUGAAGAGAAUGAGCUGGCCAAUCAGGAGGUGGGGCUGGUACCAGAGGUAGCCCAAGACAUCGUGAAGCAGGAGGCGGGGCCUAAAAAGCAGGAAGGUGUCGAGAAUGUGGCCAGUGAGGUUCAGAUGAACUUAGGUGACCUGAAGCAGCCCCAGCCAGUGGUGUUGGUGCAUAAGGAUGGAGAACAGCCUUUAGUAAAGGGGCAGCAGGCUGAGGAUGGAGCAGCUGGUGAAAAGGAGGAGAGAAUUGAAAAGGCAGCUGAUCCUGGGGAAGGGAAGCAGGCUGAAGCAGUGGCCCCUCUGCCUGAGGCAGGGGAUGGGGCUCCUGUUCCAGAGAAUAAAGACGAAAAGAGCCAAGAUGGGAAGGAGCUCAAGGACGGUGAUGGAGACAAGAUGGAAGUGAUUAAAAAGAUAGUUGCAGAGGGUGUGCUGGACCAUGCCAUGCUGCUACAAGUGAUCAAAGAGCAACAAGAGCAGCAAAAGAGGCUGCUGGACCAGCAGGAGAAGCUACUGGCUGUCAUUGAGGAACAACACAAAGAGAUCCAUCAGAAGAAGGGGGAAGAGGAGGACUCAAAGGCUGUAGGAGCUGAGGUUGAAGCAGACUUAGGCAAGGGGGUCCAGCAAGAGCCUGAAGUAGCUGAUGGAGCAGGAAAUGUGAGGGCUCUAGACCAGGACCUGGAGCACCAACAGGAUCCUGCACAUGGAGCACUUGCAGCUGAGGCCAAAGAGCAGCAAGCGAAAGAUCCCGUCGUAGUCCAUGCUGGGAAGAAUGCAGCGGAGGCGGAGAAUGCUGCUCAACACAUGGCAGCACAAGAUGGAGGCAUGGAGAAUCAACAACAAAAGAAUCAGCCUCCCCAGAUAGUGCAUGAUGGGGUCCCAAAAGAAGUGUUCCCCAAAGAUGAAGUAAAAGAGGUGGGCGCUAGAGGGGUACCCCUGCGCAACCAUGAGCCCAAGCCUCUCGGAGACAAACCAGCAAAGCUCAAAGACAACAUGCAGCAGUUGGAGCCAGAAGUGAUUGCAGAGGAGGAGAAGAGAGUUAAACAGAGGCUAGCCCAGCUGGAAGCAGAAAAUGAGAGGAUAGAGAAGGACAAGAUGGAGAAGGAGAGAAUUGAGAAAGAGGUGCAGGCCAGGGUCGAGAAAGAACGAAAGGAGAGGGAGAGGAAGGAGAAGCUUGCUCGGGAGCAGGAGCUGGAACGAGUCCGCCAAGAGAAAGAACGGUUGGAGAAGGAGAGGCUGGAAGCAGAGAGGCUGAAGAGAGAGAAAGAGGAGACUGAUAAUGAGCUGAUGGUGCGAGCUGAGAGGGAACAGAUGUUACAGGAGAAGGAGGAGAGGCUGGCCCAGCUGCAGCAGAUCAUUGACAAGCGCGACAGCAGGAAGGAGGAGGUUGGCGCUAAAGAGGGUCACGUGCCUAAACCUCUGAAUAAAGGAGGCAGGGACUUGAAGGAGGACGUGUUUGUUCAAGGGCAGGAGAUGAAAAAAGAUGACAAGAAGAGCAGAGAGGAGGGAGAUAUGGACCUGAGGAGGAGGCGCAGGGCCCUGGGGGCUGAGGCGAGGGGGGUUCCUGGUCUUGAGCCCUUUUUGGGGCUAGAGGGAUCAGACCUCCAUGCAGCCCUGGAGGGUCAGCUACUGGCUGGAGCUGUGGUCCACUCCCGCCAGAUCAAACGGACUCCCCUGAGCCAAAAUGCAGAAUAGCAGGUUUCAGCAAGUGAAGGUUUCAGCACACAGAAUCAUAUAUGCACACACUUCCACGGUUCAUUUUUUGUGGCUGAGACGAAGGACCUCUCUCCAUAUUCCCAUAUUGCUAUAUUUUUCCAUGUUUCACACAUAUGCAGAAUCUUCUGUCAACAGAAGGAUGGUCAAUUAUACCAGAAGAGCUAUUUUCAGUGAAGCUUUCCUACUAAACGUUAGGCAGUGGUGGAAUAUACUUGAGUAGAAUUUCAGAACUUUACUGUAGCAGUUUUGCAUUUGGCAACUACAGUUACUUUUCCACAUCUUGUUUUUACAGUAUAGUCUAUGAUGCACAUUACUUUUCAGGGAAAUUAAAAACCAAAACCAACAAGAACAUUUGACAUACUGAAACUAACCAUCAUAAAAAUACUGAGAAUUUUCUUCACAUUGUCAUUUGACUGAUAUAACUGUCAUGACAGACAUAACUCCUUAUAUAUAGAAUAUAUACAAAUACACAACAUACCAUGCCAUACUAUGUUAUAUUAUGGUACAGGUUUCCUUGAAAUUAAUUAUAGCAACUUAAACUGAACAUGCUGAAUUGACCAAGAUCAGCUUUGAAUCAUAAAAGCUGAGCAUUCAAGUAAACCCUCUAGUAAAUAUUUUACAUUUGAUGUUUAAGUCUGGAAAAUGCAUUUUAAAUUUGAUGCUUGAAAAUACUUGUACAUUGAACGUUUAACUUGGGUGGGCUCUUCCACUUUUGUACUUUUCCUACUAGAACAUGUCUGUCUCCAGUGAAGGGUUGUAGUUCAUUACACCACUGCAAGUAGGCUCGAUCUGCAAAACCAUCCAAUACAAAUCCACUUCUCACCCUCUCUUCUCUAGAGGAGCAGAUUUCCUAUAACGCUGGUAGAUGUCCCAUCCCUGCACUCAGCUGAAGGAGCUUCAGGGUCUACACUAUUCUCUCCUCCCUCUGCUUAGUGGUCAGCCACACCUUUAGAAGAAAGCACAUGUUCAAACUAUAUUUCUUUUCCCUCUAAAGAUACAACUCUGUUACUAUUACAGUAUGUCCAUGAGAUCUUAUGGAUUUGUUGGACCUUAACUGCAUUCUGGUAUGUUCAGGUCAAUUGAGUGUACUUCCACUGUCGGUCAGAAAAGAGUAAGGUGAUCAUUUUGCUUUGUAAAACUUUCUCUGAAGAGAGAUGACUGUUUAUACUUAAACCUGAUUCUUGGACCAAUCACCCUGGUUGCUAUCUUUGCUAUUCUUUAAAUUAAAUAGUUUUGUUUCUAUUGUUAUAAAUAAACAAUUACAUAUUCUUUCUACUCAUUGCCAUUGACCUCAGUCACAUCAAAGACUUUAUUUUGAAGACUCAGAAAUGUCAUAUUUUUGUCCAGUACUGCCUCUUGUAGCUCUCCUUACAAAUAUGGUUGACAAAUUAUGGCCAUUACUUUCCACACAAGUCAGGGUUUAUUACUGAAAAGAUAAUUAGCCUAUGUGAGGUGCAUAGGUAUGUACUUGAAUCAGAGUUUAUAAAUGCUUUGAGCACUUUGUAAAUGAUCCUUUUGUGGUGGUAGAAACACCUGUAGCACCAGAAAAAAAUUGUGAAAUUUUUGUAGACCUAAACAGUUCUGUAAUUUAUUUUUCUCCUUUUCAGGGUGGCUUUGUAUUUAGUAUGAAAGCUUUCUGAACUGUCAAGAGUUUACCUUGUAACUAAAGAAAUCAUGUAACCACCCUUGUUCAUACAUAAAGCAGGUGAAAUAAGUAUUGAACACAUCACCAAUUUUCUAAGUAAAUAUAUUUCUAAAAGUGCCCUUGACAUCAAAUUCUCACCAGAUGUCAGUAACAAUCCAUCCAAUCCAUGCAUGCAAAGAAAUCAAACCAUAGAUGUCCAUAAAUUAAGUUGUGUAAUAAUGAGAAAUGAAAAAGUAUUGAACACGCUUACUGAAAUUUAAUACUUCACACAAAAGCCUUUGUUGGUGAUGGCAGCUUCAAGACACCUCCUGUAUGAAGAAACUAGUAGCAUGCAUUGCUCAGGUGUGAUUUUGGCCCAUUCUUCCACACAAACACUCUUCAAAUCCUGAAGGUUCCGUGGGAUAC